Messenger RNA from Bipolaris sorokiniana ND90Pr, 2040 nucleotides. RefSeq lists its product as uncharacterized. The transcript is spliced from 2 exons. Bases 1 to 2040 code for a protein of 679 amino acids. The record is from RefSeq and is a predicted model, not a curated record. NCBI's taxonomy places the organism in Eukaryota, Fungi, Ascomycota, Dothideomycetes, Pleosporales, Pleosporaceae.
AUGGCCAAUCCCUCCCGCCCACACUCGGCGCAGACGCACCAUCGCCGCCCAGGCUCGCGCAUCGUACCUGCAAUUCCUUACCGCCUAUCCAAAGCCCAGCCAUCAGCGAGGCCCAUUACGCCUGAAGAGUCUAACAAAGGCACUCCAGCGCCACCGGCUGACCUGCAGCUAGAGCAGCAGCACCAGUCUGAUGUACGCUCAGAGCGACAACAAGCAGCCAUCGCAGACACACCUCCUACCCCCGAUUCGAGGGCCUCUGCCGAUAUCACUGGAGAUGUGGCAGGUGCACCUCGGUCGGAUAGCGUCACUGGGGAGCUGUCGAAUGGACAGACGCCAUCUGCAGGCACUUCUGAAAAGAACCAACGUCGUGCGGUCAAUGGCCACGCCAACGCCAAACCUCGCACUUCCCGCCCCGAGUCCAAGCCAGGUGUGAAUGGCGCCCAUCGCAAACUUACCAUACCGACCUAUCUUCCCCCGCCCUUUGUCCCCUCGAGCAAGGCAGGCACCCAAACACCACCCGCCAACGGAAGCGACGUCACGUAUACCCCAACGCACCGUACCCACUUGAGCGGCGGUGCUGUAGCAUCACAGAGUGCAAAUGAGUCGCCGGCCAUUCCCAUCACACCCCGUGAAUCCGACGUCGAUGUGCAUGCUUUGCCUCGACCUCCGCCUGGCUUUGGGCCCCAGCAGUUUACUCCCUUCUUCCCCGGUCCCACCCAGUACACACCAGAAGGUGCGCCCUGGCACCUUCCUCCACAUACGAUUGCGCCGCCCGACCCUGCCUACCAGAACGGGGUUGAGUAUCACACCCCGCUCUUUUCAAAUGGCCCUCAGGCCUUUCCAGCGCCCUACAAUGGCCAUUUUUCUCCUCGAGAGGCUGCCCUAGCUGCAAGCGGAGCCCUCAAUUCUUAUUCACAGUCGCCAACCAAAGCUCAAUUCGAGACGAUGCCUACGAUUGAACAUGUAGACGAUCAGCACCCAAUCACCCACCAGGAUGCGCCUCCAGAGGAACGAGUCGAGUCUUCUUUUGAGCUCGCAGGCUACUUAUCCUCGCAGUUUGGUAACGCCGAGCUUGCCGAUUUCAUCCUUCACAUCAGGUCUCCCGAGUCUAUUCUGCUGUCGUUACCAAUACAUGGAAUUGUCGUGAUGCGCAGUCCCAUCAUUGCAGAAGCUAUUCGCCACAGUCCCGUGCCUUCUCAUAGUAACAGGGACGCGCACCCAGUGACCAUCGUUGUGCGGGACCCUCUGGCAACCCGUGAUUCUUUGGAAGAAGCCGUCCGAGUCUUAUACGGUGCGCCGCUUAUCCGUCCUCAAGGAUUUUUGUACGGACUCGAGCCGUUUGUAUCAUCUCCAUCGCCUGAGGCUCGUCGCCGCAUGCAGCAAGUCUUGGGCUAUAUUGCUGCGGCCAGAACUCUACAGAUACCCAGCAUGCAGUCCCGCGGCGUUCACACCGCCAGAAUGCUGCUGCGAUGGGACACCGUGGAUCUCGUUCUGCAAUACGCACUAAGCUCCGACAUUGACGAUCCUUUUGUGACUGCCCUAAUCAAUCACGCCCUUGCAUUCAUUGCAUACUUUUUCCCGGCCAACUUCAAGCUACAUGCAAUUGCGCCAGAACUCAAGGACGCACCGCGCCUGCCGACAGUGGUACCUGUGGAGUCUCGUCAGCCUGCCCACAAUCCUCGAUUGAGUAAAAUUCGGUUCGGCGAUGCACCACCCGAAGAUGACGUCCAAGUUCAACCCAGCUAUCUUACCUUGGUCCUUUCGACCAUUCUCCUUUCUCUUCCUCUUUCGCUGAUCGAACAUUUGUUCAAUCAAGCGGCGGCCCAACGGAUUAGCCCGAAUGAAGUUGCGAGGCAACUGCGAGAUGUCAUUGAGGAGCGUGAAAGUCGGCGACAGAAGGCACUUCGAAGUCAGUCAACUCAGGGUCAACACGGCUCCAUGUCAGGUUUGAAUAACAUCUACAUUGAAGAGAAUUUAGAGCAGGUCGAACCAUCACCGCUCCAUCCUUCUGGCUAUCGGCUGACGACCAGACGAGUGUAG